ACUUAUUCAUUGUUUUCAGAGUUACUUGAUAUCACGGAGCAAAACCUUCAGUGAACUAAACCCUGGCUAAAAAAUGGCAGGUUUAAGUCCCAGUUCUAGAAUAUGUCGCGGCAUCAAACCUUUCAGAAGACAAUCUUUCCCUUUGAAUGAACUGGUGCGACGGUAUAGUUCUAAAAUAGAAAAAGAAGAAACUAAAAUGAUAAGUCUCCCAGCGACUGCCGAUGUUGUCAUUAUCGGAGGCGGUAGCUUGGGCUGCCAAACCUUGUACCACCUGGCUAAGAUGGGAGUCACAAACACUGUACUGCUAGAAAAAGACAUGCUUACAGCAGGGACUACGUGGCACACAGCUGGUUUGGUUUGGCGAUUGCGCCCCAGUGAUGUUGAAAUCCAACUUCUAGGACAUACACAUAAGAUUUUAAGCUCUCUUGAAGCUGAAACUGGUUUAGAUCCUGGCUGGAUAAACAAUGGAGGUUUAUUCAUUGCAAACAAUAAGGAAAGACUGGAAGAGUAUAAACGUCUGCAUACCCUGGGUAAAGUGCUGAAUAUUCCCUCCUAUCUACUUGAUCCUGCAGAGACAAAGAAGCUAUAUCCUUUAAUGAAUGUACAGGAUGUGUACGGUACAUUGUACAGUCCACUGGACGGUACAAUUGACCCACAUGGUUUAUGUACAGCUUUAAGUAGACACGCAACUAAACUUGGAGCAAAGAUUGUUGAGAAGUGUCCAGUCACCAAUAUUUUAACAAAAGAAACAGAUUUCGGAAAUAAGCAGGUACAUGCUGUUGUGACAGAUAAUGGGAUUGUACAGACAAGCUGUAUAAUUAACUGUACAGGAGCCUGGGCAAACUAUAUUUCAAAUAUGGUCGGAGUGCAUACUCCCUUAGUUGCCAUGAAGCAUGCAUACGUUGUGACUGAAAAAAUUCCUGGAAUUGAGAAAAUGCCAAAUGUUCGUGACCAUGAUCAAUCAAUUUAUCUUAAACUUCAGGGGGAUGCCCUGCAAGUUGGUGGCUAUGAAGUUGAUCCAGUUUUUAUAAACCAGAUUGAAAAGGAUUUUGCGUUUGGUUUGUAUGAACUAGACUACGACGUAUUCGGAGUUCAUAUUCAGGGAGCAGUUAAUCGACUUCCUUGCUUAGAGAAGUCUGGAAUAAAGAGUACAGUGUGUGGUCCUGAAAGCUUUACACCUGAUCACAAACCAAUAAUGGGAGAGGAUCCUAGAGUUCGAGGGUUCUUUCAUGGAGUAGGAUUUAACAGUGCUGGUAUGAUGCUGGGAGGAGGGUGUGGUGAUCAGCUGGCUAAGUGGGUGGUUCAUGGACGCCCGGAACUAGAUAUGUACGGAUAUGAUAUUCGAAGAUUUUGUCCUGAAGUUUCCAAGGAUAAUGUUUGGGUUAAUGAAAGAUCUCACGAGGCAUAUGCUAAGAACUACUCCAUGGUAUUUCCUCACGAUGAACCACUGGCAGGAAGAAAUAUGAAGAAAGAUCCCCUUUAUCAGGUUCUUUUGGAGGCUGGUUGUGUGUAUCAGGAAAGGUUUGGAUGGGAGCGCCCAGGAUGGUUUACUCAUCAUCAACCCUCUCCACCUCUACAAUAUGAUUGGUACGGAGCGUAUGAUCACAAAAUACAUGAGACAGAUAUUUACAAGGAUCAUCUGCAGUUAGACUACACUUUUGAUCACCCUGGGAUACAAGAUAAUAUUCGACAUGAGUGUCUUGCAACUAGAACAACAGCUGGUGUUUUCAACAUGUCAUAUUUUGGAAAAUUUUAUUUGACAGGACCAGAUGCACAGGCUGCCGCCAACUGGAUAUUUACCGGAAAUAUGGAUUGUCCUCCUGGGCGCACAGUGUACACGUGUAUGCUGAACAAAAUGGCGGGAAUAGAAGCAGAUCUUACAGUGAGCGUGCUAGAGAGCGGAGAGGGAGGGAGUGUAGACCCUAAGUUCACUGGAACCGGUUUUUAUAUUGCGGCAGCUGGAGGAGCAGCAUAUCAGAAUCUAUCACACAUUCAGAAAACUGUUCAGGAUGCAGGGUUCGAUGUUAACAUUACUGAUAAAUCAAGAGAAAUGGGAAUGCUAUCAAUUCAGGGCCCUAGAUCAAGAGAUAUUUUAUCCAGGUUAACCUCUGAGCCCCUGGAUAAUCUAAGUUUCCCUUUUUCUACUCAUAAAAUGAUCACCGUGGCUGGUCAUAGAGUUAGAGCAAUGAGAGUUAGUUUUGUGGGAGAACUAGGAUGGGAGUUACAUAUUCCUAGUUCUAGCUGUAUACCUGUAUAUCAGGCUAUUAUGGAGGCCGGCCAACCUGCAGGAAUAGUCAAUGCAGGAUACAGGGCCCUAGACUCACUCAG
Messenger RNA from Eurytemora carolleeae, 2328 nucleotides. It is a transcript of the gene Sardh, whose product is annotated as sarcosine dehydrogenase, mitochondrial. Lineage: Eukaryota; Metazoa; Arthropoda; Copepoda; Calanoida; Temoridae. Gene Ontology annotation, molecular function: oxidoreductase activity; protein binding. Gene Ontology annotation, cellular component: mitochondrion. The record is from RefSeq and is a predicted model, not a curated record.